This is a messenger RNA of Oryzias latipes (Japanese medaka), 3601 nucleotides long. Lineage: Eukaryota; Metazoa; Chordata; Actinopteri; Beloniformes; Adrianichthyidae. The record is from RefSeq and is a predicted model, not a curated record.
AUGCGGAUGCACCUGUCUCUGAUCAUCAAUGAACCUGGACCAACCAAAAACUUGCAGCACCCAUACGGGGAGUUCAGCCACUGGAAGGUGAACAGCUUGGCCACAGAAAAAAGAGAUUUCCUGAAAGCGCCAUUGCCCUUGGCGCCAGAGUUCCUACGCAACCUGCGGUUACUGGGGCGACGGCCAACCCUGCAGCAAAUCAACGAAAACCUCAUCAAGAAGUAUGGGACCCACUUCCUAGUUUCUGCCACACUGGGAGGUGAAGAGUCUUUGACCAUUUUCCUGGACAAGCAGAAGCUAAAUAAGAAGUCAGAGGGCAACAGCAACAGCUCAGUGGUGUCUCUGGAACUGCUCCAUCAGCUGGCAGCUUCCUACUUCACAGACCGUGAAAGCACCCUUCGGCGACUCCACCACCUCCAGAUUGCCACCUCUGCCAUUAAGGUUACUGAAACAAGGACGGGCCCUCUUGGAUGCAGUAACUACGACAGCUUGGAUUCAGUUAGCUCGGUUUUGGUGCACAGCCCGGAAAAUAAGAUCCACCUAAAGGGUUUACAAGACGUCCUGCCAGAGUUCCUGCGCGGCCGCUUUGUGCAGGCAGCCCUCAGCUAUGUGGCAUGCAACUCCGAGGGCGAACUGAUCUGCCGUAACAAUGACUGCUGGUGCCAGUGCUCGCCCCGCUUCCCAGAAUGCAACUGCCCUUUUGCUGACAUCAAGGUCAUGGAAGAAAACCUGGAGAAGUGCAAAGUGGCCUGGAACAACUUCAACCAAGAGUUUAUGGAAUCAGAUGAGUUCAAAGCUCUCCUGAAGCGUUUGCCCACCGAUCAAUUUUUGAACGUGUCCACGAUCGCCAAGUUCUGGUCUGCUGACACGCCUCUCCAGAAGCGCUACACCCAGCUGGAGGCGAGCACCGCACUGGUCCUCGGAAAAGCCCAGAAGAUCAUCAGGAAGUUAUUCACUUUGAGCAAACGCUGCCCCAAACAGCCUCACAUCAGCCUACCCCGAGAAAGGUCUGUUGGGUUCUGGCUGGGCAGGGCUCAGUCUCUGCUCUACUGCAAUGAACACGGAGUUCUGGGCUCCUUCUCUGAGGAGGCAAAGAGCUGCAGCUGCCCCACGGAACAGCCCACAUGCCAGGGUGUCAUCCCCUGUGUCAUAGGUCCCUCACUCACUUCCUGCUCCAUCUGCGCCAGCGACAAUGCCACCCGCUGCGGAGCCUGUCACCAUGGCAACCUCCUUCAUCUUGGCUCCUGCCGGCCGAGCAUUGCCGCAUCGCUGGACCACUAUUUGAACUUUGACCUGGAUAUGCCGGAUGCUGAGGUAAAGUACCUUCUGCAGCGUCUGGACAGCAGAAUAGAAGUCCACGCCAUCUACAUCAGCAAUGAUGUCCGCUUGGGAAGUUGGUUCAAUCCUGCCUGGAGGAAAAGGAUGUUACUGACCCUCAAGAGUAACAAGAAUAAAUCCAACCUCAUCCACAUGCUGAUGGCCAUUUCUUUCCAGAUAUGCUCAACUAAGAAUUCCACACUGGAACCCGUUCCUGUGGUUUACGUGAAUCCUUUUGGGGGCAGUCAUUCAGAAAGCUGGUUCAUGCCAGUGAACCAGCCUGACUUCCCAGACUGGGAAAGAACUAAACUUGAUGGCAUCACCACUGCAGACUGUUACAACUGGACUCUGUCUCUGAACAGCAAGUGGAAGUCGUUCUUUGAAACAGUGCACAUCUACCUGCGGAGCCGCAUAGUCACCGACGAUCCAACGGUGAAUGAAACUCUUUUCUACGAGCCACUGGACUUGGACGACCAGACGUCAAACCUGGGCUACAUGAAGAUCAACACGCUCAAAGUCUUUGGAUACAGCAUGCACUUUGACCCAGAAGGCAUCAAGGACCUGAUUCUGCAACUGGACUACCCCUACACGCAGGGCACACAGGACGCCGCCUUUCUGAUGCUGCUGGAGAUGCAAGACCGGAUUAACCGACUUUCUCCCCCAGCAGUGCCACCGAUCGACCUGUUUUCCUGCCUGCUGCGGCACCGCCUCAAGCUGUCAGCUGGAGAGGUAGCACAAAUAAAGGAGUCUCUGCAGAUCUUCAACUCCAAGCUUCCAAAUGCUUUCCCAGAACCUGAACUGACCCAGCUGUGCAGUUAGCCGUUUCUGCUCAAAGUCCAGGAGUAGCUCUGCGAAAACCGCAGAGUUACCGUGUUUACACUCAAACACUAACGGAUUAAGCAACUGUGAAGCAGCAAAUUUUGGGCCUUUAUUAUUACCAUCCUUGUCUGGUAUUGAACUGUUGCAUUUUUACUUAGUCUUACCAGAAAGUCCUGGAAGAACAAAUGCAACACAAACUCUUCUAGAGGCUGUGUUGCAUUCGCUGUGAGGUAUUUGUCCAAGCAAACUGGGACUACUUUAGCCCGAUCAGCUCCCCUACGUGACGUGGAACCACAGAAGAGACGCCAUUAAUUCUACCUAAGACUUCUGCCUUGCCAAGCUGAGAGAAAAUUUUGAUAUUUUAAGAGGAACUCCCAUCCGUGCUAAGAAUAACACUAUUUUCUUUGGAUACAGAACAAAUGGGGUUUUGGGUUUGGUGGGUGGUAAUAUAUAUGUGGUGAAUGAACUAUGUUAUGCUUAACAAUAUGAAAUUUGAUCAUCUCAACCCUGUUACUGUCUUUAAAUAUUUCUUUUCACCUGUUAAAUUCCUUAAUUUCAUUUAAAACAACUUGUAUCUAUUCUUGAAAUCCAAGAGAGAAGCCUGUAAGUGAUGUUCUGUUAUUUGGUGGUGUGUCUAAGCCAAAAAAAGAUAUAUAUAUAUUGGCAAACAGAGGCACAAAAUGUUGCAUAUGUUGACUUUUUCUUUCUUUUUGACCUGAAAAUGUUAAAGAAACUGUCAAAAGGUCUGCGGACACGGCGCUGUAAAUAUUGCUCCAUCUAACCCCGGGUUGUGGACAAGUGCACAUCGCUUUUUAGAUAACUGAGUCCAAAGACCCAAAAAAAUUCUCAAAAAAGAAAAAUAUUUAUAACAAAACUCAUGCCUUAUAUGGAAAGUUAAUGUUAAGAUAAGAAGUACAUUUACUUUCUGUGUUUGGCUUCCCAGCGAAGGUUGUAUUGCUUUUUAUAUUUCAAUAUUUGUACCGAGACAGAGGCUUCUUUCUCCAGACAAAUGUGGUGAUGCAGCUUUUCCAUGUAAAUGCAGUCACACUCUCUGCACUUAUUUGUUUUGAUUUUGGUGUUGUGAAAUCUUUUGAGCCACCAUUCACAGUGCUCACCCAUACUUGCACAGUGUAAUCGUUCUGCAAAAACUGCAAUUAUACCAAGUCUCACUAACUUUAGAAAUUAUUUGGCUUUAAUAUAGUAAAAAAAAUGGUUUUGAAUGUUUUAGUUAAACCUCAAAUGUUUAUGAUUUUUUAAGCUUUUUUUUAAUUGGUUAAGUUUGGUUUUGUAGUUUAAAUCUAGCUUUUUUUGUUUGCAAAAACAGCUGUUAUUACACAGUAAUUGUCUAUUUGAUGACAACGCUCAUGGAAAAUCAUGGAUUUGAUUUUACUUUUACUAAUUCCUCACAAUUAUCAGCUGUUCUUCUGUACUGCUUGGUCAAGUAAAAACAAGUGGUUUAUCUAUC